Messenger RNA from Mycena indigotica, 1644 nucleotides. RefSeq names its product F-box domain-containing protein. The record is from RefSeq and is a predicted model, not a curated record. NCBI's taxonomy places the organism in Eukaryota, Fungi, Basidiomycota, Agaricomycetes, Agaricales, Mycenaceae. Bases 37 to 1644 code for a protein of 535 amino acids. The transcript has a single exon.
UCAUUCCUCCAACUCGGAGGCCAUCCCAUCAUCGGCAUGUCUCGCUUUCCUUCUUCCAAGCUAGGUACCAACUACAGUCCAAGCGACUCAGAAAUAGCACACAUCCACUCUCUCCUUGCUCAGCCGACGAGCCGCUUCAUUCAGUUGUCGGAACAGAUCGCUGAAUUGGAAACGGAGCGCGCAACUUUGAAGAGCUUUAUCGACUCUCAUCGCGCCUUGCUCUCCCCCAUCCGUCGCGUCCCCGUCGAAAUAUUACAUCGAGUCUUUCUCGAAUGUUUGCCGAAUCGGGGAAAUUGCGUGAUGAGCACGAGGGAGGCGCCGCUGUUGCUCACUCGCGUUUGCAGUGGUUGGAGGCGGCUGGUGCAGUCAUCACCUGCUCUGUGGAGCUCCCUCCACAUUCAUCUGCCCACCCAAUCCUCUAACUCCGUCUCUGUCGCGCUCUCAGAGAAAAUCACUCGCCGACUUGAAGGCGUCAAAUAUUGGUUAGCAUUUGCCAAUCAGUGCCCCUUGAGCCUCUCCGUCUCCAGCACACGCUGGCGCGGCCAAGAACUGAUGGAUAUUCUUAUAUCCCAUGCCCACCACUGGGCGCAUUUUGCAAUCCAAGGGCCUCCUAACGUUUUGAUGCCCUUGCAGAGGUUGACGCUCGAUCAAGUUCCUCAACUCGAAUCUGUGCUUGUCCAGCCAACCCACGGGGACUCGGAUGACGGAACCUUGGUUCCUCACGGGUACCUGACCUCUUGGGAAUCUGUACACCUCUUGCAAGCCCCUCACCUUCGUCGCGUAGUUUUGUUCGACAUCCCUCUUGGGAUCCUCCCACAGCGAUGGGAAAAUAUUGUCGACCUCGCGGUCGAAAGAGUCUGGUCUAUAACUACCUCUAAUGCGGUCGAAAUACUCUCACUUUGUGUCAAGCUCGCUUUUUUUCGACUGUGGGUACGAGAGGAUCAUGACGAGUCUGAUGACCCACAUAAACAGAUGAGGGUAGAGCAUCGCUCUUUGGUCGUGUUCCAUCUAAUACUCGUUGGGAGCAUUGAUAUAACAUUACAAGAGCUUUCGCAAGCAUUAGCGCUGCCUAAACUGCAAGAUUUCCGAUGUCAAGCGCAUGGCAGUCGACACAGAAAUAUCGCCAAUUCACUAGAACCGUUGGGUGCGCUCUUGGUCAACUCCAGAGAACUCGAUAUUUGUGAGGUCGACGCCGACAUCUAUCCCAACCGAGAUAGUCUCUUAGAAUUCCUCCAUAUGGUCCCUGAGCAAUUGCAUGUCUUGAUGCUCACAUCCGAGCACUCGGUGUGGUCCUCCUCACGAGCGCUCGUCGACAAUCAAGUACUCAAAGCAUUCUUCCCUACGGACAAGGGCGGAUAUUCCGCGCUCCAGUCGUUAGAGAAGAUCGUCUUUCGGAACUGCACGUCAUUCACUGAGUUGAACCUGGUCGACUUUUUGAACGCACGGAAGGAGACAAAUAACAAGUUGCGCCGAUUGCAAGUACAUUGGACACGUGAACGAUCGUUUGGAAUUGCAGACCAGGUUAGGCAAUCCCAGGGAAACAUUGAGGUCGAGUUGAUAUACCCGCCUGAGCCGGAUUUGCAGAAAAUAACUUCGCCGUGGCAGGGCUUGGAGGACUUGUAUGCGUUGGGAUGGGAUUGUUGA